AUGGCAGCCAGGUUCUUAUAUACGGUACUACUACCCCAGGUCGCAGAGUAUGUGGUAGUAGAUCCUUGUGAUGGUGAUACUUCUUGUCAGAGUUACAUCAAAGUUCUUUUGGAGAUUCCUCCAAGCAAUGAUGAUCUACUUGUGUGUGGUUCUACUACUGUCAUAUCUAAGUAUGAUUGUUAUAAUGUGUCCUCUUCAAAUUCUUUGACAACCUCAAUAGACCCAGAAUAUAUAUGUUCUGUUCACUAUCUGGAAAACACUACAGCUGUAAUUGAUACUGAUGAUGGAAAACUUUAUACAGCACUUGUUUAUAAUGGAGUCAGAGAUAGAACAAUUGGUCGGGCUCCUUCGUACAUUGAGCCUGUAGAUAUAUUUUCAGUUGCUGCAGAUGAAUGGAUUGGAGAAGAGCCAAGUUUUAUAUCAUCAUACACCGAAACUGUGCUUGAAGACUGGGUGUUGUUUUUCUUUCGUGAGGUUGCUUUAGAGAGCGAAACCCGUGAUAUUUAUUCAAGAAUGGCAAAAGUUUGUAAGGAUGAUAAUGGUGGUAACUCAAAUGUAUUGACCAACAAUUGGGCAACUUAUCAGAAAGCUCGUCUUCAGUGUGAAAAUAAGUAUUAUUACAAUGUUUUAUUGGAUACAGCUUUAUCUGCUGAUGGUCAAACUAUUUAUGCUGCUUUCAUUGCCAAUGAAAAUGGUGUCCCACGACCUGCUGUUUGUUCAUACGAUCUUACUCAGGCAGUGCCUGUAUUUGAGAAUCAACAGUAUUAUUCCCAAGACACUAAUACUGAUCAGUGGGAAAAAGUUGUGACUAGUCAUGACCCAUAUCCUGGCGAG
Messenger RNA from Saccoglossus kowalevskii, 834 nucleotides. RefSeq names its product semaphorin-2A-like. Gene Ontology annotation, molecular function: semaphorin receptor binding; chemorepellent activity. Gene Ontology annotation, cellular component: plasma membrane. NCBI's taxonomy places the organism in Eukaryota, Metazoa, Hemichordata, Enteropneusta, Harrimaniidae. The record is from RefSeq and is a predicted model, not a curated record. Gene Ontology annotation, biological process: neural crest cell migration; axon guidance; positive regulation of cell migration.